Molecule: messenger RNA, 766 nt
Organism: Labrus bergylta (ballan wrasse)
Lineage: Eukaryota; Metazoa; Chordata; Actinopteri; Labriformes; Labridae
Source: RefSeq, a predicted model, not a curated record
CGCAUCUGGUCGUCAUCAUCAUCAUCCUCAUCCCCAGCUGCAGCAGCUCUUCCUGCUCAGAUGUGAGUCAGUCAGGCUGGGAAGAGAGCUUCUCCUUCUCCUUCUCCUUCUUCUUCUCCUUCUUCUCAGAGGACUUCUCUCGCGCUCAAACAGCAGGACGAGCUGAAAUACUGAAGCUACAUCUGGUUUUGCGCGCCGCCGCUGGAUGGAUUGGCUGUACUAAGUUUUGAUGUGGAAAAGUAGGCGAGGAGAACAAGUUUGCUGAAGUUUUCCUGAUCUGGAUGUGAACACACCCGCCCUCUGCUCGGCUAACCCGGGUCUCUCUGUGGCUCCUGGAGGCGCUGCUGCUGCUGCUGCUGCGUCCUAUGCACGGAGGAUCCCCUCUGCUCGCGUGUCUUGUUUUUUCUUCUUCUUCUCCACCUUCUUGUCGCCGCUCCGUUUCUCCCGCUGUUCCCCUCUUGCGUCAUGACUUCUAGCUAUGCACAUGUAAUGGACAGGCAAGCGUCUCUAUCAAACCGCCUGGAGAGUCCGAUCACGUCGAACCUGGACAACCUGCAAGCCAAAAAGAACUUCUCGGUCAGCCACCUGUUGGAUCUGGAGGAGGCCGCGGAAAUGGUGGGCAGCCAGGCGGACGAGAGCGUCGGGGAGGCGGGGAGGAAUAUGCUGGAGUCCCCGGGGUUGACCAGCGGGAGCGACACGACCCAGCAGGAGAGUAAGUGCAAAAAGCAGAAGCGACAAGCAGCGCUGGAGCUGAGAGGGGGGAAAA